This is a messenger RNA of Hippoglossus stenolepis (Pacific halibut), 1241 nucleotides long. It is a transcript of the gene ttc9c, whose product is annotated as tetratricopeptide repeat domain 9C. The record is from RefSeq and is a predicted model, not a curated record. The transcript is spliced from 4 exons. Gene Ontology annotation, molecular function: protein binding. Bases 106 to 852 code for a protein of 248 amino acids. NCBI's taxonomy places the organism in Eukaryota, Metazoa, Chordata, Actinopteri, Pleuronectiformes, Pleuronectidae.
GUCCGGCCUUGCGGGGGCAGUAACGCUGCACGUCGAUGACGUUGUCAGAAAAACAAGGAAGUGAGCGGCAGCAGCAGCAGGAUGGUUGUCAACUGGGGAAAGUAGAUGUUCGCUGAUGGUCGAUUAUCUUCCACGUGUAAGCUAAUGAGCUCCACUGCGGAAAUGAAGGCAGCAGAGAAGGAGUGUUCAGAUGUGCAGGGGGCUGCAGCAGCUGCAGCAGCUGCAGCAGAGGAACCAGGCGUUUCUGGACACCAGCAGACUUCGACAAAGCCGACUUGGUCUUUGCUAGAGGAAGCUGGCCAAAUGAAAACAGAAGGAAAUGCUUUCUACAGGGAGAAGAACAUUCGUUCGGCCAUCGGCCGUUAUCACCGCGCACUCCUGAUCCUCCGAGGCCUCGACUCUGACGUGAUGGCUCGCGUCAAAGAUUUUGGACCCAAGACACCUGCUCUCACACCAGAACAGGAUACUUUACUGAGAAACACGCAAGUGGACUGCUACAACAACUUAGCUGCCUGUUUGCUGCAGAGAGAGAGUGUUGACUUUGCUCGUGUGCAGGAGUACAGCCUGCGGGUGCUGCAGUGGCGACCAGGCAAUGUCAAAGCACUGUACAGGGCAGGAGUAGCCACUCUGGAGAUGGGAGAUGCAGUGAUGGCCAAACAGUAUCUCAUCCAGGCCGGCAGAGAACAACCUAAUGAUGCUAAUGUGAAGAAGCAGCUGCACAGGGCUGAGGAGAAACUGAAUCGGGAGCUACAAAAAGAGAAGGCCAUGUAUCGAGGCAUGUUUUCCUCUGGUCUGAAGAGCAGCUCCGAAGAAGGGGUUAACCAAACCAACGGAGCUGGGGACGGAGUUUAGUCUGACAGCCAACCCGUGACAAACAACUCAACCUUAGAAAGACUGCUGAUCGCAAACCAACUGGAGAAUGAUCACAUGUCCUAAAACACUAGUUCUACUGAAUCUCCUAGAUAUUUGAGGUGAGCUCAGUAACACAGCGACGUUAUACAGAAUACUGGUCUGUAUGAAAGUAAAGAUGUCACUGCUGAAAAUAGAAAGGACAGGAAUGUUAGUUUCCUAGCAACAUCGAAACAGACCUUUUUUCCCCCAAAAGAGCGAGUUUGGAUAUUUCACAGAAACGUGAGACUCUUCAUGUACUACUCAGUGUUCUGAUAGUGAGUCAUGAUCGCAAUUGUCUGGUCAGUUGUGUGAAUGUUAAUUUUCCAAGUAAAAUAUUUUUUUAUAAAUUA